AUGAUUCCUUUCAAGAAAGAUGUGAAUAUGAUAUCAAUGGAUUUCAUCGCUCAUACGGAAAUCCCCGUGGAACAUCAUGAACGCGUUUUAGCGGCUGCUCCAGUGAUUGCAGCAGCCCCCGCUAUCCAGUACGAAGUGCAUGAUCACCACUAUCAUUCACCCAGCCGAAGUUUACAAUCAUGUGUACUCCUUCCACAGAGAAACGGGUCACAUGUCCGAUUCGGACAUACUACUCCCUUUCAAAGCUCGAAAACUGGCAGCUGCUCGUAUGCGCAAGAGUCUUCACAAGAAGAAGGCUGUUCACAGAAAAAGAAUCUUCAUAAGAAGAGGAACUAA
Molecule: messenger RNA, 336 nt
Organism: Necator americanus (New World hookworm)
Lineage: Eukaryota; Metazoa; Nematoda; Chromadorea; Rhabditida; Ancylostomatidae
Exons: 4
Coding region: 1-336 (111 amino acids)
Source: RefSeq, a predicted model, not a curated record